Molecule: messenger RNA, 977 nt
Organism: Durio zibethinus
Lineage: Eukaryota; Viridiplantae; Streptophyta; Magnoliopsida; Malvales; Malvaceae
Product: CDGSH iron-sulfur domain-containing protein NEET-like
Biological process (GO): regulation of autophagy
Cellular component (GO): intracellular membrane-bounded organelle; mitochondrial outer membrane
Molecular function (GO): 2 iron, 2 sulfur cluster binding
Source: RefSeq, a predicted model, not a curated record
AGCGUGUUGUCCACAAGUUCUCACCCACUUUCGAUUCCAAGUUCGCCCCAAGUUCUCACCCACCUUUGAUAACCCCGCCAGCAUCUGCCAUCCGAAGGCAGAUAGAUAGGGGGACAGAGACACCGCAGCAGUAUUCUCAAAUUCGGACUCAUUCAAUGGCGUCCACCAUGAGUACAUACGAUGCCAGCUUCUGCCGCAACAUAUCAUUGACUGUGGGGCCGAGGCCGAGACGAAUCCCUGGUUUUGGUGUUGCUACCGUUAAUGCAAGGCCUAGGCGCUCAGCAACUGUGGUGGUCAGGGCAGAGGGUCAAACCAUAAACCCAGAAAUAAGGAAGACGGAAGAGAAGGUGGUCGACUCUAUUGUGGUUACUGAGCUUUCCAAGCCCCUUACUGCUUAUUGCAGAUGCUGGAGGUCAAAGACUUUCCCUCUUUGCGAUGGAAGCCAUGUAAAGCACAACAAAGCUACAGGGGACAAUGUUGGGCCUUUGCUCUUGAAGAAACAGUAACAAUUUAUAAUUGGUGUUUCCAUCAUGGUUUGGUCCCCCAUGUUAAUUUUGAUUUUUGAGUACUAAAAGGUUAAAAACCUUUUAAGUUUUCAUUUAGGGUUUGUGUGGCUAGUCUUUUGAUUGGGUUGAGCUCUCUGGUUUCAUGUUGCCUGGUGUUUCCUCAAUUAUGUUGUCAUAUUAGUACUAUUAUUAUUAUUAUUAUUAGAUAUUCCGUCAGCUGCAAGAAACACUGCUGUUGUUUAAACCUUGUUGCAUGCCCAGACAUGUAACAAAAUGAAAAGAAACAGUAGAUUUAUAAUGCCUAGAAAUGUAUAUCAAGUUAUUGUCGUCGAUUUUUAACCCACUUGGUUGCCUGGUAUUUGAAUAUAUAUAUCUUUUAUAUGUAUAAUUACAAGAGAAAGGGAUGUGAGAUAGAGAGUAUAUAUAUCUGUUACAGAGAAGAAGGGAAAGAGAUAGAUAUAAUGAUCCAUA